UGUUGGUCGGUGAGGAUGAAGAGCAGAAGAGGAGCAGCAGAGAGGCAUUUCUGAAGAUCACACUGCACUUCCUGAGGAGGAUGAAGCAGGAGGAGCUGGCUGACUGUCUGCAGAGCACUCUUGUCCCACUGUGUCGACAUAAACUCAAGUCUAACCUGCAGAAGAAGUUCCAGUGUGUGUUUGAGGGGAUCGCUAAAGCAGGAAACCCAACCCUUCUGAAUCAGAUCUACACAGAGCUCUUCAUCACAGAGAGAGGGACUGCAGAGGUCAAUGAUGAACAUGAGGUCAGACAGAUUGAAACAGCCUCCAGGAAACCAGACAGACCAGAAACAACCAUCAGACAAGAAGACAUCUUUAAAGCCUCACCUGGAAGAGAUGAACCAAUCAGAACAGUGAUGACAAAGGGAGUGGCUGGCAUUGGGAAAACAGUCUUAACACAGAAGUUCACUCUGGACUGGGCUGAAGACAAAGCCAACCAGGACAUACAGUUCACAUUUCCAUUCACUUUCAGAGAGCUGAAUGUGCUGAAAGAGAAAAAGUACAGCUUGGUGGAACUUGUUCAUCACUUCUUUACUGAAACCAAAGAAGCAGGAAUCUGCAGGUUUGAAGAGUUCCAGGUUGUGUUCAUCUUUGACGGUCUGGAUGAGUGUCGACUUCCUCUGGACUUCCACAACAAUGAGAUCCUGACUGAUGUUACAGAGUCCACCUCAGUGGAUGUGCUGCUGACAAACCUCAUCAGGGGGAAACUGCUUCCCUCUGCUCGCCUCUGGAUAACCACACGACCUGCAGCAGCCAAUCAGAUCCCUCCUGACUGUGUUGACAUGGUGACAGAGGUCAGAGGGUUCACUGACCCACAGAAGGAGGAGUACUUCAGGAAGAGAUUCAGAGAUGAGGAGCAGGCCAGCAGAAUCAUCUCCCACAUCAAGACAUCACGAAGCCUCCACAUCAUGUGCCACAUCCCAGUCUUCUGCUGGAUCACUGCUACAGUUCUGGAGGAUGUGAUGAAGACCAGAGAGGAAGGAGAGCUGCCCAAGACCCUGACUGAGAUGUACAUCCACUUCCUGGUGGUUCAGACCAAAGUGAAGAACAUCAAGUAUGAUGGAGGAGCUGAGACAGAUCAUCACUGGAGUCCAGAGAGCAGGAAGAUGAUUGAGUCUCUGGGAAAACUGGCUUUUGAUCAGCUGCAGAAAGGCAACCUGAUCUUCUAUGAAUCAGACCUGACAGAGUGUGACAUCGAUAUCAGAGCAGCCUCAGUGUACUCAGGAGUGUUCACACAGAUCUUUAAAGAGGAGAGAGGACUGUACCAGGACAAGGUGUUCUGCUUCGUCCAUCUGAGUGUUCAGGAGUUUCUGGCUGCUCUUCAUGUCCAUCUGACCUUCAUCAACUCUGGAGUCAAUCUGAUGGAAGAAGAACCAACAGGCACCUCCCAGCUGUCUAAAGUCUUCAGAGACAAACAGAAUCUGAAGUAUCUCCACCAGAGUGCUGUGGACAAGGCCUUACAGAGUCCAAAUGGACACCUGGACUUGUUCCUCCGCUUCCUCCUGGGUCUGUCACUGCAGACCAAUCAGACUCUCCUGCGUGGUCUUCUGACACAGACAGGAACAAACUCAAAGAGCAGUUACAAAACAGCCAGGUACAUCAAGAAGAAGAUCAAAAAGAAUCCAGAUCCAGAGAGAAGCAUCAACCUGUUCCACUGUCUGAAUGAACUGAAUGAUCGUUCUCUAUUGAAAGAGAUUCAACAGUCCCUGAGUUCAGGAAGUCUCUCCACAGAUAAACUGUCUCCUGCUCAGUGGUCAGCUCUGGUCUUCAUCUUACUGUCAUCAGAAGAAGAUCUGGACGUGUUUGACCUGAAGAAAUACUCUGCUUCAGAGGAGGCUCUUCUGAGGCUGCUGCCAGUGGUCAAAGCCUCCAACAAAGCUCUGCUGUGUGACUGUAACCUGUCAGAGAGAGGGUGUGAAGCUCUGUCCUCAGUUCUCAGCUCCCAGUCCUCUAGUCUCAAAGACCUGGACCUAACUAACAACGACCUGCAGGAUUCAGGAGUGACAUUACUGUCUGCUGGAUUGGCAAGUCCGCACUGUAGGCUAGAAGCUCUCAGUCUGUGCGGCUGUCUGAUCACAGAGGAAGGCUGUGUUUCUCUGGCCUCAGCUCUGAGCUCCAGCCCCUCCCAUCUGAGAGAGCUGGACCUGAGCUACAAUCAUCCAGGAGACUCAGGAGUAAAGUUGCUGACCGCUGGAGGGGACGAUCCACACUGGAGACUGGACACUCUCAGAGUGGAACACUGCGGAGCAGAGAGGUUGAAACCAGGGGUGAGAAAGUUCGCCUGUAAACUCACACUGGACCCAAACACAGCAAACAAAGAGCUCAGACUGACUGAUAACAACACUAAGGCAAGACUAGAAGCACCAAGUCAACCAUAUCCUGAUCAUCCAGAGAGGUUUGACUGCUGGCAGCUGCUGUGCACUAAUGGUCUUACUGGUCGCUGUUACUGGGAGGUGGAGUGGAAAGGACGAGUCGAGGUAGCAGUGAGUUACAGAGGAAUCAGAAGGAAAGGAAACAGUCCUGACAGCUGGUUUGGAAGGAACGAUCACUCCUGGAGUCUGAGCUGCUCCGCUGAUACUUUCUCUGUCUAUCAUAAUAACAGAAUAACCUUCAUCCCUCUCCACGUCUCCUUCUCCCCUGCUGUCCCCAAGAGAGUAGCAGUGUAUGUGGACUGUCCUGCUGGCAUCCUGUCCUUCUACAAAGUCUCCUCUGACUCACUGAUCCACCUCCACACCUUCAACACCACCUUCACUGAGCCUCUGUACCCUGGCUUUGGCUUCGGAUUCUGGUUUGGUUCUUCAGUGUCUCUGUGUUCUCUGUGCGAGGAUGACUCUGCUCCUGUGUAGAAAAACCAUCCACCCCUUUGUAUACACAUUUUCAA
Epinephelus moara (kelp grouper) is the source of this 2920-nucleotide messenger RNA. Its product is annotated as NLR family CARD domain-containing protein 3-like. Bases 81 to 2885 code for a protein of 934 amino acids. The record is from RefSeq and is a predicted model, not a curated record. Gene Ontology annotation, molecular function: protein binding. NCBI's taxonomy places the organism in Eukaryota, Metazoa, Chordata, Actinopteri, Perciformes, Serranidae. The transcript has 6 exons.